AUGCUGUGUUUGGGGAAAGAGUUUGUGCAGUUCGUGGAGAGGGGGUUUGAGGGAAGACCAGAGAGGAUCGUGGACCAAGCUUCGGAGAGCGGUGAGCAGGGGAAGGAUAGUCAGACAAAAGUCUCAAGGCAGGCGGCAGGCGGCGGGCGACGCCGCGCGCGUUGGCAAUGUGAAUCUGCUGCAAUAGAAACGCAAACUGGCGUUGGGGUUGACGCGGUUAGAAUAAGCGUGAAUAGAUUGACUACACGUCACAUACUGUAAAUCUAUUGGAACAACCGGCGAAUU
Messenger RNA from Chondrus crispus (carragheen), 285 nucleotides. RefSeq lists its product as hypothetical. NCBI's taxonomy places the organism in Eukaryota, Rhodophyta, Florideophyceae, Gigartinales, Gigartinaceae. The coding region runs from base 1 to 261 and encodes 86 amino acids. The transcript has 2 exons. The record is from RefSeq and is a predicted model, not a curated record.